Messenger RNA from Funneliformis geosporum, 1359 nucleotides. The record is from the annotation of a GenBank genome assembly. NCBI's taxonomy places the organism in Eukaryota, Fungi, Glomeromycota, Glomeromycetes, Glomerales, Glomeraceae.
AUGUAUACUUUCUCGGUUACAUCGUCUUUUAGAAAGGAAGAAGAAAGUUCUUCUCCUCCUUCAUCAUAUACAUCAUCUCCAUAUAAUUAUACAACUUCUCCAUAUAAUUAUACAACUUCUUCAAAUACUUUUAAAACUUCAACUACUCCUCCUUCAUAUUCUUUCACAACUUCAACUUCUCCUCCUUCAUAUUCUUACACAACUUCAACUUCUUCUUCUUCUCCUUCUUAUACAAAAACAACUUCAACAACUUCUUCUCCUUCAUAUACGUACACAGCUUCAACUUCUUCUUCUCCUUCAUAUACGUACACAGCUUCAACUUCUUCUUCUCCUUCAUAUACAUACACAGCUUCAACUUCUUCUUCUCCUUCAUAUACUUACACUUCAACUUCUCCUCCUUCAUAUACUUACACAACUUCAAAUAUUUCAACUUCUUCUCCUUCAUUUACUUACACAACUUCAAAUAUUUCAACUUCUUCUCCUUCAUUUACUUACACAACUUCUCCUCCACAUUCUUACAAAACUACCCCAACCUCAUAUAAUUAUUCAACUACUUCAAUAAAUUCUCCUUCAACGGCUCUUUCGACUGAUGAUCUUUCUUUUGAUAAUGAUGAUUCUCCUUAUCAAUUUACUGUAACUUCCGAUUAUCUCAAAAAUUUAUCUCUCGAAGAUGAUGACGAUGAUACAAAUAUCUCGACCAAAUCGACUUCUAUUGCUUCAUAUAGUUUUGAUAACGAGACAUGCUCUUCUUCGCUAAAGAAAAAAAAAGAAAAGGAAUGUAUGAUUUGUGUAGAAUCUCGCAGUGUAAAACUUUUUCCAAAGGUCACAAAAUAUUGUUCACAUCCCAAUGAUAUUUGUAAGGUUUGUGUUUCUAAACAUAUAGAAACCCAGCUAAAUUCAAAGGGUGACAUUGAGGGUAUACUUUGUCCUUUUGGUGAUAGUUGUGGUCUUUUGAUUGAAUACAAUGAUGUUCAAAGAAUUGUAAAUUCUAGUCUAUUUGAUCAGUAUGAUAGUUUGUCAUUGAAACAAGCGUUGAGAAGUAUGCCGGAUUUCAGGUGGUGUAAGAAUGCCGGUUGUGGUUCUGGUCAAAUUCACUCCGGAGGUGAUAAAGAACCUAUAAUGACAUGCGAAGCAUGUGGGGAAAAAUCUUGUUACACGCACGACAUUCCAUGGCAUGAUACUCUCUCUUGUGAGGAAUACAAUGAAGCAAAACAAGGUGAAGACAUGGCUACUCAAGAUCUACUUAAUCGCGAAACCAAACAAUGUCCCAAAUGUGGAGUAAGAAUCACUAAAAAUGGUGGCUGUAAUCAUAUGACUUGUAGAGUUCAAAAUUGUAAAUACGAGUUUUGUUGGUUGUAA